Aphis gossypii (cotton aphid) is the source of this 1573-nucleotide messenger RNA. Its product is annotated as early endosome antigen 1-like. NCBI's taxonomy places the organism in Eukaryota, Metazoa, Arthropoda, Insecta, Hemiptera, Aphididae. The transcript is spliced from 3 exons. The coding region runs from base 137 to 1483 and encodes 448 amino acids. The record is from RefSeq and is a predicted model, not a curated record.
UAAAAUGAAAUGUUGGCUGGUAUAAUAUUAUGUAUCUUUUAACGCGUAUAAACAAUAUUGGAAAUUAGUAUAAUCAACACAGCUUACUUCAAAACAGAAAAACAAUUAAAAUUUUUUUUAUCAAAAUUAGUUAAAUAUGUCACGCGAUCAAACGACACAAAAUUUAAAGGACAGGUUGGCUUGUGAAAAUAAUAAAGUAUGUUCGCUUAAAGAAAAAUUGAUCUCGUAUGACAAAGAUGUGGCGAUGAAAGAUGAUUUAAAAUGCCAAUUAUACAACUUACAAAAGUGGAUUGAUGAUGUCGAUUGUAAAGUAAAACAAUCGAACAAUGACGUGUUAUGUAUUAUUAACAAACAGAAACAAAAGAUAAAAGAGGCUGAAAUGCAAGAAUGCAAAUUGCGAUCGGAAAACACUAAACUGAAAACCACCAAUGAUUGUCUCACUGAAAAGAUUAACACACUAAAUCGGAAAGAACAAACACUAAUCGCCGAGAUCGAGAAAUUGGAACAGUGUAAAAUCAAUAUCCAAAAUGAAUUAUGCAGUGCUGAGGCUCGCGUAAACGACAUGAAAUGUGAAAUCGAGAGCUUGAAGAGAACGCUCAAGGCGAAGGAAGAAGAAUGCGAAAAACUACAAAAACAGCUUUCGGCUAGUGAGGCCGAGUACAAACGCCUAUGCGCGGCAUGUAAUUCCGUCAAAUGUGCGCUAGAACGGUCGAAGGCGGACAUAGCGGACGUCAGGUGUCGGUUGAAGAAAGCCGAAGAGUGUCUGAGGCGGGAGCGGGCCACGCUCGUGGAAAAGUUAAAGGAAAAGGCACGCGAGUUAGAAAUUGCCAAGUGCGAGCUGGAUACGACUAUCAGGACGGUGGCCGAGCUGAAAGCAAACGUGGAAAAGUUACAAGCUACGAUUGCCGAGCUGCGGGAGACGAUGGCCCGCGAGCGGAGCGAGGCAGAGACGGCAAUACGCGCUCUCAAGGAGGAGAACUCCGAGGCGUCCAAUAAGGUGUGUCGUGCCACCGACGAUCUGGCCAACGCCCGCCGUGACAAUUCGCAAGUCACUUCUAAAAUCGAGUCACUCCGUUGCCAGGUGCAGAACCACGAGACCCAGCUGGAUGAACUACAUCAGUUGUCAGAGGCGCGUAACCGGGCCAAGGACGAAAAGUGCGAACAGUUGGAACGAGAACGGUGUUUGCUGACCGAAGAUCUGCAGUGCAAGAAGAAGAAAAUCGCCGACUUGGAGAGACAGUUGUGUCGUAUGCGCGAAGAGGCCUGCGGGGGCGGUGGUACGAACAGCGCCAUGAGUAACGGUAUGUGCCCGAGCAGCACUGCCAACUGCUGUCCGUCCAACGACAUGGUCAACCAGCAGGACACGCACUGUGACUCAAACGAAUCGUCCUUCAUCGACGUGCUGAAGAGACUGUACAGCGACCUGAACAACCUCAAGGUUAAAUCCUGCAAACCCGACACUACCAACCCUAUAUACCCCUGAUCGCGAUGACGACGACCGACCCUAACUCGAAUAUUGAAUACUUUUAUGCGUGUCCAAGCACAAAAUAAAUACAAUCAAAUUUUAAUCAUA